This is a messenger RNA of Hyla sarda, 4203 nucleotides long. It is a transcript of the gene KCNH4, whose product is annotated as potassium voltage-gated channel subfamily H member 4. Gene Ontology annotation, biological process: regulation of membrane potential; potassium ion transmembrane transport. The transcript has 16 exons. The record is from RefSeq and is a predicted model, not a curated record. Gene Ontology annotation, molecular function: voltage-gated potassium channel activity. Gene Ontology annotation, cellular component: membrane. Bases 468 to 3716 code for a protein of 1082 amino acids. NCBI's taxonomy places the organism in Eukaryota, Metazoa, Chordata, Amphibia, Anura, Hylidae.
GAGACCUUGUCAUCGGCUUCAUGAAGAGAAGAGGAAUAGACACGAGGAGAUGGAGAUCGAGGUAAAUAGGAGGAGGGAGUUAGAGACAAACCGGAGAGAGUGUCAGGGGACCAUGUGAGUUAGAAGGCAGGUACGUGAAAGGGACAGCUCAGUACGGGAGGGGGAGAGAGAGACACAGAUGGGAGGAGAGAGAGGGAUCGAAAAAAGAGAGAGACUCACACGGGAGGAGGAGAGGGUGAGAGCAGCCGACACAAUAAUACACAACGAUAUCGAUGAGUGACUCUCCGCCAAAUCCAUCCAAGGCUGCCGGUCGGCGCGGUUAGGAGGAGAUGUCUUCCGAGCAUCCUGUGGGGUAUUAGAGACCGCGGAGGGGGCGCCCUGACUACUUUUCGUAGCACCUUUCCCAAUGCUGAUGCGGCGUCUCGGGAGGAUUACCGACCGGGAGAGAACAUCGCGGUGGAGGAACCAUGCCGGUGAUGAAAGGUUUGCUGGCUCCGCAGAACACUUUCCUGGACACCAUCGCCACCAGAUUUGACGGGACCCACAGCAAUUUUCUACUGGCCAAUGCCCAGGUCCAGCAUGGUUUCCCUAUCGUCUACUGCUCCGAUGGCUUCUGUGAUCUCACCGGUUUCGGUCGCACAGAGGUCAUGCAGAAGAACUGCAGCUGUCGUUUCCUAUAUGGGGUGGAGACAAGCGAGACUGUCCUUCAGGGUAUCGGGAGAGCACUGGAUGAGAAGCAGGAGUACCAGGCUGAGGUGUGCUUCUACAAAAAAGACGGAGAUCUCUUCUGGUGCUUUUUGGACAUCGUGCCCAUCAAAAAUGAAAACGGCGCGGUGGUCCUAUUCCUCUUCUCAUUUAAGGAUGUCACGGAGCAAAGAAUGAGAGCCCCACAUGGCGAUAAAAAGGAUGACAAACAGAAGAACCGUCGUCCUGGUGCUUCACAUUUUAGCUCAGCGAGAAGGCAGAGCCGGACCAUGCUGUGCCACCUCACAGGUCAAGUCUCGGGACGAAACAAAAAUGACAUAAAACUGAACAAUAACCUCUUAGAUAACAAACCUUCUCUUCCCGAAUACAAAGUAGCGUCUGUCCAGAAGCCGCGCUUCAUCCUCCUCCAUUACAGCAUCUUCAAAGCCCUGUGGGACUGGCUCAUCCUCUUGGCCACCUUUUAUGUGGCUGUCACCGUCCCCUACAACGUCUGCUUCACCGGCCACAAUGACAGCGUCUCUGCCGCCCGGAGCACCAUCGUCAGUGACAUCGCGGUAGAAAUGCUCUUUAUUCUAGAUAUCAUUCUAAAUUUCCGGACAACAUACGUCAGUCAUUCCGGUCAGGUGGUCUACGAACCCCGAUCAAUAUGUAUCCACUACCUCGCCACAUGGUUCUUCGUGGACCUCAUCGCUGCUCUGCCCUUUGAUCUUCUCUAUGCAUUUAAUGUCACAGUGACGUCCCUGGUCCAUCUCCUGAAGACCGUUCGGUUGCUGAGGCUCCUGAGGUUGCUGCAGAAGCUGGAUCGAUAUUCUCAGUACAGUGCAAUGGUGCUCACCCUUCUUAUGUCCAUGUUUGCCCUCCUGGCUCACUGGAUGGCCUGCGUUUGGUAUGUGAUUGGCCGCAAAGAAAUGGAGAGCAAUGACCCUGUCACCUGGGACAUUGGAUGGCUCCAUGAAUUGGGCAAGCGGCUCGAAGUGCCCUACAUAAAUAAUUCAAUCGGAGGACCCUCUAUUCGUAGUGCUUACAUAGCAUCCCUCUACUUUACACUCAGCAGCCUGACUAGCGUGGGCUUUGGCAAUGUUUGCGCUAACACUGAUGCCGAGAAGAUCUUUUCCAUCUGCACUAUGUUGAUAGGAGCGCUGAUGCAUGCCGUGGUUUUUGGUAACGUGACAGCCAUCAUCCAGCGUAUGUAUUCCCGCCGAUCCCUGUACCACACGCGUAUGAAGGACCUCAAGGACUUUAUCCGCGUUCACCGCUUGCCCCAGCAGCUCAAGCAACGCAUGUUGGAGUACUUCCAGACAACCUGGUCCGUCAACAACGGCAUUGAUGCCAACGAGCUGCUAAAAGAUUUUCCGGAUGAGUUACGAGCUGAUAUAGCGAUGCACCUCAAUAAGGACAUCUUGCAGUUACCGGUUUUCGAGCCAGCCAGCCGCGGGUGCCUGCGUGCCCUCUCCCUGCACAUCAAAACCUCCUUCUGCGCCCCGGGGGAGUACCUGCUGCGACAAGGAGAUGCUCUGCAAGCCAAUUAUUUCGUAUGUUCAGGAUCCCUUGAAGUCUUAAAGGACAAUAUGGUGCUGGCCAUCCUCGGAAAAGGAGAUCUAAUUGGCGCCGACAUCUCCAACAAGGAGCAAGUGAUUAAAACGAACGCAGAUGUGAAGGCCCUGACCUACUGUGACCUACAAUACCUCAGCAUUCGAGGACUACUGGAGGUGCUGGAGCUGUACCCGGAGUAUUCCAGCAAAUUCACGGCAGACAUCCACAACGACCUGACCUUUAACCUUCGUGAAGGCAGCGAGACCGAUGGAUACUACAGGUUCUCCCGAUCCCCGAGGCGAUCACAGCCUCGCCCAGAAUCUGGCAUCGCACCUGAGAAGAAGCUAGCCUCAAUCCUAGAGGACAACGAUGAAGCUGAUGACUUUUUCCGUCAUUCUCCUGCCACCAUGACACGCAGGAAGCUUAUGCUUCCAAACCUUAACAGCCCCGUGCGCCGCGGUUCUCUAAGUAGCCUCCUUGGGGAUGAACUGAGGCAAUUCCACGCCUUACGCCGCAACUGUCGCUCUCCAGCGCGUAACAGUCGGGGACGGAGUCCUUCACCUCAGUGUCGCAAAACAGAGAAAGUGCCUGAGACAGAGAAUGUUGGCUCUAAAAAGCCGGCCAAGCUUCUUAUUCCAUCUCUCAACACGUACGGCCCACCAGAUCUCAGCCCCCGAGUGGUCGAUGGGAUUGAGGACAGUGGAGACGUCUCGGAGAACCAAACCUUUCAAUUCAACAUGGAUAACUCCAGGCCGAGAUCUCCAAUCAGACAGUCUCCAGCCGCAGGAAUAAGCUUAGUCAACCCAAUCUUGGCCGCCGAAGCUGAAGAAAUUAAGCACAAUAUAUGCAGAUUAAAUCAAGAGAUCAACUGUCUCAACCAGGAGGUCUCACAGCUCAGUAAGGAAUUACAACACAUGAUGCGCCUCUUGCAAGCUCUGUUGGCCACCCAACAGUACAAUCCUCCAUUGGCCUGUCCGUACACCGUCCAAGUGGUCUCCAACCCUUCAGCGAACCACAUGGGCUGCAAUGAGCAACAACCUCGGUCCAGUUACCCGAUUCCACACUCCCUGCAUCUUGUACAAGAAUCGCCAAUGCCCCGGACAAUUGGACAUCAUGGACCGCUACCUUCAGAUGUCCCCUACGGUCAGAUGCAUUUCACGAGGGUCUCUCCAGAUUCAUGUUCGAGGCCUGCGGAAUCGGAAUCUUUCCAUCCUAUGAGAGACUGCUGUUAUAUUCCUUCCAACACCAUGUGUUCUCCCGGUACUCCGCUCUCGCACAUAGAGAUGGAAAGGGUGAGGUUGCAUCAACAGACUGAAGACGCUACGUCAAGCCCCACCAGUUACGGUUCACCGGGCUCUGGACCUCCAAUGGCGGCCCGAACGGCUCAUACUAUGACCUCUAUGAGUUCUGUCCAAUCUUUUAACACUUGUACCACCUCAGAACAACCCACCUCAGACUUGAAUACCAAGAGAACAUGAGAACUAUAUAUAGGGUUCCACCAGAAUUCUAAAAAAAAAUGCUGCUUUUUUACGGCUGUGCGAAGUGAAGGACCACAGUUCUGAAAAUAUUUUAGGAGAGCACAAGAAGCCAAAACACUCUUAUAUUGUUGUAUUUAGGCGCAUGCCACAUUGCUUGCCAGGACUACGUGUUUUGCUUUGGUAGAUGGUUUACAGGCACAAGAAUUUUUUUUUUUUGUGCAAAGAGGCCUUUGUGAUGUUUAUGUGGAACGUCAAUGGGUGACUAUAGUCAAUGCAAUACCCUUCUCCAAACACGAUCAUCAGAAACCCUACACCCCAUGGAUGUUCUCCAUGUUCUUUCAGUUCACGAUUUGAGAGGUAUGUGUAACUGGAACCAAGAAAUACCAUACCCGUGGUUCACUCGAUUAAUUGUUUCACGUGUCCAUGGCCAACUCAGUCUACAAAAGUGGUCUCCAACUGAGGCCCUUCGGAUGUGGCAAAACUUCAA